AUGCUUCCACUCACCAAAUGGUUGGUGAAGGAUAACCCGAACGUCAAGUAUCAGGGUAUUGAGUCACGCUGUGCACUCAAGGUUCGCCGCGAUAGAUACCGUCUCAAGUACAAUAGACUGUGGCUGAGUACUGGGAAAGAUGACGGGCACCCCGUCGACGCCAUUCUUCUUCCAGCGGCCCCUGGAUGCCCACCACCCCACGGCAACUCCAAGUACUGGAGCUAUACAAGCCAGUGGAACAUGCUUGAAUACCCAGGAGCCGCAUUCCCGGUGACCGUCGUCGAUCCAGAGAUUGACGUAAAAGACACGAGUUAUGUGCCGAGGAAUGAUCAGGAUAAGUUCAAUUAUGAGUUGUAUUCUCCGGAGUGGUAUACGGAUGCGCCGAUCGGUCUGCAGCUUGUGGCGAGGAGGUUUGAGGUCGAGAAGUGCUUAGCGAUCUUAGAAGUUAUCGAACGAGCAAUGGGGAGGCCAUAG
Molecule: messenger RNA, 474 nt
Organism: Venustampulla echinocandica
Lineage: Eukaryota; Fungi; Ascomycota; Leotiomycetes; Helotiales; Pleuroascaceae
Exons: 2
Coding region: 1-474 (157 amino acids)
Source: RefSeq, a predicted model, not a curated record